GCUUCCAAGUAUUUUAGAAUGUCUCUACGAACAAAACAACAUUUUAACAAGGAACCAUCACGUGAUAAGGUCAUCUCAUUAAACAACGUAGCCAUGGAGUAUGCAAAGAGUGGAGACCACGACCAGGCACUAGAAAUGCUUGACGAGGCCUACACAAUGCAAUACAAACUUGGUCUGCAUCAUCACGAUACAUCCCUUAUACACAACAACAGAGGGAAAGUGUAUGCAAUGAAGGAGGAUUAUGAAAACUCGGAGAAUAGUUUCACUAUAGCAUUAGAUCUUCGGAAAAAAAUACUUGGUGAGGUGCACACAUCUACGGCCGGUACGCUACAUCAGUUAGGAGAAACACUAUUGAAGGCAGGGAAGUUUCUGCAAGCUUCAGACAGGUUUAAGGAAGCUUAUGUUGUCAGAAAGAAAGUCUUAGCACAGCAACCCCAAAAUAGAGGUGUUGCUGAAUCCUUGGAAAAUCUUUGGCAGGCUUAUGAGAAAUCUGGACAGAAAGAAAAUGCAAAGAAAACCCAUGAACUGUUAAGUCAAGAGAUAGGUCGAUUAUCGACAUUCAAGAAAUAAGUAGUAUUCCUACAUCUAGCACCCAGCGCUUGUGUCAAGCAGCUAUAGUGCUCACAUAUGUAUAUGCUGCAUUCUCCUUCCCUAGUGGUUGUUGGUUGCUGUUCUGCCCAUAAACUUGAUAAGUAUUGCAUUUUACUUGAAUUAGUGGCUUAAAGUUUUGUAUCGUGAUGUGUUUUUUAUUGUUAUUUUGAACACUUGUUUUUUAGGCCACCUGCCUAAUUUUCUCUUUCACCUCCUUUUGUCUUUCUUGGGGGAUUAUUGACUCUGUCUCCCUGUGUGCCUGUUCACUCUGGUUUACAGUUACCUGGCCUAGCUGGUCUAUUGUUCCUGGCAAUUGAUAUGGUAAUUAGCUUGUUCUCAAUCUGUGCUGGUUUCAUUCAUCCUUUCCUCACUGUCUUUUGUCUAUUUGAUUGACAUACUAAUGAACUUCCUUGUUAACUUUGUUUGUUUUAUUCAUGUUAGCCUAGGUUAUUACUUAUAUUACUUAACACCCCUGGCUACACUGCCUUUAACUCUUCCCACGUGAUUCUUACACUUCUGGUGGGGGGAUUUUUAUUCUGUCUAGGAACAAUCUCAAACUUCUGCCCUUCGAUUUACAAUCCCAAUUUAUGACUUUUGAGCAUGCCAUCAUCACUGAUGCCUCUCGACAAUCAUUCUUGGUCGUCAUUUAUCGUCCUCCUCCAUCUACGAGAAACCACUUCACUUCUUCACAGUUUGGGUGUGAAUUUGAAGAAUUCAUUGAACAGGUUAAUCUGCUACCUGGUAAGUUGUUUUUAGUUGGUGAUUUUAAUGUCCACUUUGACUGCCCAUAUAAAACACAUGUUGCUACUAUUAAUGCCCAACUUUCAUCGGCUGGUCUUGUUCAGCUUGUUACUGAAUCCACACAUGAUGCUGGACACAUUUUAGAUCCUCUUAUUGUCAGGUCGCCUGAUGUUCAAAUUGUCGAGCACUUUAUCCAUCGGAAUCAUCACUCUGACCAUUCUGUUUUUUGUGCUUAUUUGAUCUCACUAAGCCGGAAGGUGUUCCCUAAACCAUUUCUUAUCGCCCUUUAGGUAUGAUAGACCAUGAGAAGUUUGAGCUCGAUUUGACCUCUAAACUUUCACCCUUAUUGGCUGGUGAUGAUUUUGUGAAUGACAUGGCUAUUGGUUUUUCGUCUGCCUUAUCUGAAUGUCUCAAUCAAGUUGCACCAAUAAUGACCAGGAUUGUAAAAAAAACCACAGGAUCCUGCAUGGUAUAAUGAAGAGAUUGUUCAGGCACGUCGUUUUCGCCGACAGUGUGAGCGCAAAUUCAUGAAAGACAAUUCUGACACUAACCGUGACACUUUCUAUGCUGCUAGACGGUGUGUCAAAGCUGCUGUUCUUGACUCUAACGUCAUUCACUUCAGGAAUUUGUUAUCUGGUUGCACUGAUAUGAAGUCUUCAUUCAAUGCAUUGAAUUGUCUACUUAAUCGAAACAAAAAAUCACUGCCUGAUUUUGAUUGUCCUCAAGAUUUAGCUAAUAGGUUUGCCGACUC
Anneissia japonica is the source of this 2083-nucleotide messenger RNA. RefSeq lists its product as uncharacterized. Gene Ontology annotation, molecular function: protein binding. The transcript is spliced from 2 exons. The coding region runs from base 19 to 570 and encodes 183 amino acids. The record is from RefSeq and is a predicted model, not a curated record. Lineage: Eukaryota; Metazoa; Echinodermata; Crinoidea; Comatulida; Comatulidae.